AUGCCAGACAAAGACAAAUUACAGCGCAUCCACCAAAAUUGGAACAAGACCGUGCCUUGGGCAUACCUGGACCCUGUUCACCAGAACAUCCCACUGGCCGCUCGCGACGCGCAUCUCCGCCCGCCACCUCCACGCAUCUCCAAAGACCACGACAUCUUCAUCGGCAUCUCUAACUACCGCGACAUUCGUCGCUGUGGCUUCACGUUGUUCACG
Molecule: messenger RNA, 213 nt
Organism: Aphanomyces astaci
Lineage: Eukaryota; Oomycota; Saprolegniomycetes; Saprolegniales; Verrucalvaceae
Exons: 1
Source: RefSeq, a predicted model, not a curated record